CCUGUUUCCUCUGUUUCUUUUGAAAAUUCAUUGGAAACCAUUACUACCGCCUCGUCUCGCGAAUGAUGAAGAAGGCUACGCAGGAGGAGGAGGUUGUGGCUGUAACAAACGUCUUUUGGGACAUCAAUACGUGUCCGGUUCCCGAUGGCUGUGAUCCUCAUCUGGUCCGUCCGUGUAUUAAACGGCUUUUGGAGAAGAAUGGCUACCGUGGAGAAGAAUGGCUACCGUGGUCCUUUCACCGUCACUGCCUUUGGAAAACUUGCGGACGUCCCUAUUGACAUGCUGAGAGGAGUCUUUUCCAGUGGAAUCGAUCUUAUCCUUGUCCCUUUCGGUACCUCAGACAUUAUCGAGAUAAUCGAUAUCACCGAGAGCAAUCCACCUCCAGUUAAUUUUAUGGUCAUAUCGGAUCCAAAGGCCUGCCCUGAUUUAACUCUGUUUCUAAAAUCAAUGUCCUACAACCCUCUCCAGCCGUUUCCAUAUCAUCUUUCUAUGGAAACCUUACUUGAGGAAGAUGCGUGUGGAGUUCCCGCAGAAACUACUGACUCUGUCUCAUGGGAGUGCUUAGUAUGCUGCGCCCCUGAUCCUCCUGGCCGAAGCUUUGAUACUUUCGAAGCACAUCUUUCUAGUGAAGAACAUCAUGAAGAGGUGUUGUUGAUGCAGACUAGGGGGCCUACUGUGCAACCGGUUCUUGAUUUGCAUCUAAGCAGACUUGUAGAGGCACCCUUACUUACCCAAUGUGGGGAUAAUAUGGUAGACUGGGAGGCACCCUUACUUACCCAAUGUGGGGAUAAUAUGGUACCCAAUGUCUUUUGGGACAUUAAUUCGUGUCCGGUUCCCCCUGACUGUGAUGCUAGUAUGGUUGGUCCGUGCAUCAAACGGUUCUUGAAGAAAGAAGGCUGCUCUGGUCCUCUCCAUCAUUGCCAUUGGAGAUCUAACAGACUUUCAUCCUGGCACACUCUCUGAAGUCUUUUCCAGCGGAAUCAGUCUUCAUUAUGUCCCCUACGGUUCCUCAGACAUUGAGAAACUCAUUUAUGACUUUUCUUCUUGUUCUGGACCUCCACUUAACAUAAUGGUCAUAUCCAACUGCAACAACUUUGCUUGUAUGCCUGACUUUAUACAACAGAGAUUCAACCUACUAAAAACCUUUUCCAAAUGAUUCUCUUGAGAGACUUAUUCUCGCAGACUCAGGGUAUCUUAAAGAGGAUAAUUGCAGUGAAUAUUUAUGGUUUUGCUCACUAUGCAACGACAGGAAAUUUGUCCAUGCGACCACGUAUUUGAGUUCUUUUCACGGAAGCUUUGAACCUGUUUCCUCCUUUGAAAGAUUCAUCUGGCAUCUCCAUGGUUCAAUUCAUCGA
Messenger RNA from Capsella rubella, 1355 nucleotides. RefSeq lists its product as uncharacterized. Bases 145 to 963 code for a protein of 272 amino acids. The record is from RefSeq and is a predicted model, not a curated record. Gene Ontology annotation, biological process: regulation of gene expression. NCBI's taxonomy places the organism in Eukaryota, Viridiplantae, Streptophyta, Magnoliopsida, Brassicales, Brassicaceae. Gene Ontology annotation, cellular component: peroxisome. The transcript has 7 exons.